This is a messenger RNA of Peronospora belbahrii, 1047 nucleotides long. The record is from the annotation of a GenBank genome assembly. NCBI's taxonomy places the organism in Eukaryota, Oomycota, Peronosporomycetes, Peronosporales, Peronosporaceae.
AUGGGCAGCCAAGUACGGAAGCGUCUGGGCGCGUACGAGAGACACGAAGAGAUUGGACGUGGUACCUAUGGCACUGUAUAUCUUGGAUAUCAUACUACGUCUCAUAGGCGUGUUGCUAUUAAGAAAAUAUUUGGACCAUUGAACGCAGGACAACAGGAAGCGGAUAUUCUUGCUACAUGUCGAGGUGCUACUUAUAUUGUCCAGCUAUUGGAGGUCAUAGAGUGCCAUGAGAAGCUCUACUUGGUUUUAGAAUAUAUGGACAGCGAUUUAGAGACGUUAAUUAGCGCGACAGAGAGUGUACCGACGCUUGAUGUAGCCCAGGUGAAGGCUUAUUUGAAGAUGCUACUACUUGGUGUACACGAGCUUCACUCGAGAGGAAUUUUGCAUCGUGAUUUGAAACCUAAUAAUCUGUUGCUGUCAAAGACACAGCAUUGCGCUAAAAUCACUGAUUUUGGUAUGGCGGUGGCAAUUGAGAAAGAAAGUGAUGAGAAAGACGCAAAUACAGAUGCAGCAUCGGUGAAUACUAAAACCAAGAGGUCAGUGCAAGUGGUCACAAGAGCCUAUCGAGCACCUGAGAUCUUCUUUGGCGAAGAAAGUUAUGGCUUUGAGGUCGACAUGUGGUCCGUGGGCUGUAUCUUUGCGGAGAUGCUGUUGCGUCGCCCGCUGGCUGAUGGAUCCUCGGACAUUGACCAGCUGAGCAAGAUCUUUGCCGUCUUGGGAUCCCCACUUGAGAACGGAUGGAAUGAAGCUGCUCAGUUGCCGUUUUAUCUCCGGUUCAAAAACACAAACCCAAAGCCGCUAACGGAGCAGUUCUCAAUGCUGUCAGCUGCUGGCGUUGACCUUUUAUCUCAAAUGCUGAAACUAGACCCAAAGCAGCGCAUCUCGGCACGCAAGGCGCUCGAGCACGAGUUUUUCAGUGAAAGCCCUGAGCCAGCAGCUCCGUCCGAUUUGAUUGUCGCAAAUCUCCCUGAUCGUGUAGAGUUUCCUGCAAUUAAUGACAUUGACGUGUGCAGUACAUCUGUGAUCAAAGGCCGACGCCUUUUGUAG